AUGAACGUCGAGUUUGGCAUAGAAGUGCCGGGAGAGGCCAACCCGCUCACCGAUGGUAUGCUCUACCAUGUCCUCUGCUCGGCCUCGUCGUCGGACAUGCAGCAGGUCCAGACCGGGACAAAGCAGCUGCAAGAGUGGGAAAAGGCGCGGGGCUACUACCCACUGCUGCAGACCGUCUUCCUCGACAAGUCGCUGCCGCUGGAGGUGCGCUACCUCGCCAUCAUCCAGCUCAAGAAUGGCAUCGACAAGUACUGGCGCAAGACGGCGACCAAUGCUGUGACAAAAGAAGACAAGGUAGCCAUUCGCGCGCGUUUGCUCGAGACGGCGGUGAACGAGGCAGACCAGCGAUUGGCCCUGCAGAACGCGCUGGUCGUUGCAAAGAUUGUCAGAUUCGAGUUCCCGAAUGAGUGGCCAGAGCUGUUCCAGCAGCUGCUCCAGACCCUCCGCGGCUCGACCGACCCGAAUGCACACCGCUCACAACUUCCCCGCGCUCUGCUCGUCCUGCUGUAUAUCGUGAAGGAGCUCUCAACCGGCCGCCUGCUGCGCACGCGCCAGAGCCUGCAGACUGUGGCGCCCGACAUCUUCAACGUCCUAGGCGCAAUCUACGUGAACAAGGUACAGACAUGGCAGUCCUUCUUCCGCGAUGGCGGUGAGGACGAAGGCGGGGUGAUGGAGAGCAUCGAGCACAGCCUCAUUGCCAUCAAGAUCAUCCGCCGCCUGCUCAUUGCGGGCUAUGAGUUUCCAGGUAGGGAAAAAGACGUGCAAGACUUUUGGACAUUGACACGCACACAACUUGGCGAGUUCUUCCAAUAUGUUUGCACUGAGAAUUCGCCGCUCGGCCAGAGCGUAGAGAAGCUGAUCGAGAAGCACUUGAUGCAGCUGUCCAAGCUUCACCUGAACAUGGCCCUCACUCACCCUGCCAGCUUUGUACUGCUACCAAACUCAAUUGCUCUUGCGCGGGACUAUUGGGGUCUAAUUGCACGGCUUGGAGAGACCUGGGGGUCCAAGUCACUAGACGGCGCAAAGAUUGGCACAGAUGGCGAUGCGGAAGACGAUGCACCUAUCAAUGAGCGACUCGGUCUGAAAGGCCUUUUGCUGGUACGCGCAUGCGUGAAGAUGGUGUUCUAUCCUACUCAGACCUUCAAGUACAAGCAACAACAGGAGAAGGACGAGCGCACCCACGCAGUGCAAGCGGUGAAGCAGGAGCUCCUCACAGAUGACCUUGUGCGUGAGAUGAUCUCGACACUCGUCACACGCUUCUUUGUAUUUCGACCGAGCGAUCUCCGAAUGUGGGAAGAAGAGCCCGACGAGUGGGAGAAGAUGGAAGAGGGCGCUGAAGAUUGGGAGUUCGCCAUUCGUCCCUGCGCCGAGAAGCUGUUCCUAGAUCUCGCAAAGAAUUUCAAAGAUUUGAUCGUCCAGCCGCUGCUCCAAGUAUUCUACUCAGUUGCCACGCCGGAGAACGAGGACAUUCUCUUCAAAGACUCCGUAUACACAGCGAUUGGGCUUGCUGCCGACGUCCUCCACGAUCAGCUCGACUUUGACGCCUUCCUCGAGAACACUCUCGUCCCUGAAGCCGGCAAGCAGAAGCAGGGCUUCAACCUUAUUCGGCGCCGAAUCGCCAUCAUCAUCUCGCAGUGGAUUGCUAUCAAGAUUGCGCAGGAGAAGAAGCCUAUUGUGUACCAGAUCUUUCAGCAUCUCCUCGACACAAGUGACCCGCUUAAUGACCAAGUUGUUCGGGUUACCGCAGGUCGCCGUUUCAAGGAUAUCGCCGAUGAGUGGGAGUUCCACGCUGACAACUUCUUGCCAUAUGCGCCCACGACCUUGGACAGAUUAAUGGCACUCGUGCAAGAGGUCGACCUCCCCGACACCAAGAUGGCGCUUCUCAACACCAUCAGCAUCAUUGUCGAACGACUCGAGCACCAUAUCACACCGUACGCCAACAGUAUCGUCUCACUGCUCCCACCCCUCUGGUCGCAAUCCGGCGAAGAGCACUUGAUGAAGCAAGCCAUCCUGACCCUCCUCGCGCGCCUCACAAACGCGAUGAAAGCCGAGUCACGCAGCUUCCACGUUUCCUUCCUCCCCAUCAUCCAGAGCGCCAUCGAGCCCGAGUCAGAAACACAAGUCUACCUCCUCGAAGACGCGCUUGACCUCUGGGCGUCAAUCGUCGCACAAACACCCUCCGCGCCCGAGCCCGCGCCCCAAGAACUCCUCAACUUGCUGCAGUACCUCCUGCCACUAUACUCCAUGGACAACGAGACGCUCCGCAAAGCCAUCGAAAUCACAGAGGCCUACUUGCUCCUCGCGCCCGCCGCGGUGCUGGCCGACUCGUUCCGGAAACCGCUGCUCGCCGCGCUCGCCGAUCUGCUCGGCACGCUACGACCCGAGGCCAACGGCAUACUCACGCACCUCGUGCAAUGCGUGAUCCGGGGCGCGGAGGGCGUGGGCGGCGAAGCCGCCGUGCAAGUGCUGACCCAGGAUCUCGUCUCCACGGGGUUUUUCGCAAAGGUGCUCGAGGGUCUGCAUGGCGCGUGGACACACCAUCAAGCUCACGGACCGUAUCGCGAACUCCCUUCCAGGGCUGUGGAUGGCGUGGUGGAGACGGAUUUCUUCACCGUCUUGGCGCGAAUCGGGCUUGCAAGUCCGAGCGUGUUGCUCGAGGCGCUGGCGAGUCUCAGCUCCGAGGGGCUAGAGAAACAGCUCGACUGGUUGCUGGAGGAAUGGUUUAGUCAUGUUGAGAACAUCGGCGAUGCGCCGGGGAAAAAACUCAUGACCCUCGUGUUGACGCGGUUGCUGGAGACGGGGCAGUCUUGGGCGCUGGGAAGACUGCAGAGUUUCAUGAGCUUGUGGACAGAUGUCCUGGCUGAGCUGCUCGACGGGAUGGAUGAUCGGAGUGUCGACUGCCUCUACUGGCCCCCGGAGCCGUAUAAUCCGACGGAGCCUGAAGCUCCGGAGGAUGUCAGGAAGAGAGAUUUGUUAUACUCGGAUCCGGUGCAUCAGAUUAAUCUGGUGGCAUUUGUCAGGGAGCAUGUUCAGCAGGCCGUGCAGGCAGCGGGAGGAGAGCAGAGGUUUCAGGAGGAGUGGCUGGCCAGGGUGGAUAAGGAUGUGCUAAAGGGAUUUGGGGAGCUGGGUAUCAUGUGA
Messenger RNA from Didymella exigua CBS 183.55, 3138 nucleotides. Its product is annotated as ARM repeat-containing protein. Gene Ontology annotation, biological process: protein import into nucleus. NCBI's taxonomy places the organism in Eukaryota, Fungi, Ascomycota, Dothideomycetes, Pleosporales, Didymellaceae. Gene Ontology annotation, molecular function: small GTPase binding. Bases 1 to 3138 code for a protein of 1045 amino acids. The record is from RefSeq and is a predicted model, not a curated record. The transcript has 5 exons. Gene Ontology annotation, cellular component: cytosol; nuclear envelope.